Molecule: messenger RNA, 1632 nt
Organism: Volvox carteri f. nagariensis
Lineage: Eukaryota; Viridiplantae; Chlorophyta; Chlorophyceae; Chlamydomonadales; Volvocaceae
Exons: 4
Coding region: 1-1632 (543 amino acids)
Source: RefSeq, a predicted model, not a curated record
AUGCGGACUGGCACGCCGGCACCCUCACGGCCAGCCGGCGGCCGCACAUGCACGCAGCGCUCUGGAACCAGCUUGACUCCGGCCUGCGUCUCGCGCGCUUCCCUCGCGCCGCGGGCGGGGACACCCUCCCGACCCGGGGGGCGCACCAUCACCCUCGCAGGCGCCGGCAAGGAUGCUGCUCCGGCCAUCGUCUCAUACACUGUACAAAAGGGCGAGACGAUAUGGGACGUGGCAAUACAGCACGGCGUGUCCAUGCGAACUAUCAAAGACAUGAACAAGCUGGCGGGCACGGACCCAGUGCUCGUUGAGGGGCAGCAGCUGCUGGUCCCCGCAUCCGGCAUAACGGCAGUGGCGCCCGUAGAUGACGCAACGUCGGCCGCCGCCCUGGGAUCGACACCAGCACGCGGACUUUGGGUUGGCUCGGAGCAUGUGCGACUGGCCAGUGUGGGUGAGGCCAAGGAGCUGUACCUGCGGCAGUGCGACCGGGGCAACUCGCAGAACACGCUGCUGGUGCUGUACGCGCCGUGGUGCCCCCACUGCAGGGACAUGGAGGACGAGCUGGAGCGGCUGGCGGAGGGUCUCUCCCACGUGUCAGCGGUGCGGGUGGUGGCGGUCAACUGCGACGCCGCGGAGGGCCGCAUGUUCGCCCGGGAGGUGCUGGGGGUGGCCUACUACCCGUCCAUCAUCUCCUUCCCGGAGCACUCCAGAACCUUCUUCAAGUACAAGGGCCGCCAACGCGACGCCGAGUCGCUGCUUCGCUUCCUGAACAUGACCUGCUGUGCGAGGGAGGACCAGAUGUGGUCGCUGAGGCCCCUAGGCGCCAAGCACAGCCACCAGGCCACCAUAGUGGCAGCUGGCGGCAAGUGGUUCAACCAGUAUCUUCCAGUCGGCACCUCCCCGGGUGCCAUGGCCGCGGCAGUGGGGAGCAUGGUGCUCGUGGCCGCGGCAGCAGCAGGCCUGGUGGCAGAGCGCCGCCGCCGCGCCGCCGCCGCCGCUGCAUCUGGCGACGGUGCCACCGUCGAUGCAGAUGUGGUUGCGGAGCUGGACAGCAGUCUGGGUCGCAUGGCGGCGCUGAUGCUGAGAGCCAUGGGGACGAGGAUGGCGCUGCUGCUGGGGCUCACAGGGCCGCCGUUGCCGCCGGCGGCAGACGCCGGGGAGGUAGUGGCUGCGAGUUCAGCUGCUGUGCUGUCAGCUCCGGCGUCAGCGGCUCCAGUAGCAGCAGCGGCAACGGCGGGGCCAGAGUCUGCAUCUGCGCCGGCUGGGGACCGGCGGCCGGCGGCGGCGGCGGCGGCGCGUCAGAUAGGGAGCACAGGCAGUAACGGCGUGCACGUGCAGCCAUCCGGCACAGCCUCGCCUGCGGACGGCUCCGCCGCGGCAGCGUCGCUCUUGCAGCCGCCGUCCUCCAACAUUCCCGACAGCGGUCGAGGGAGGUCAAGUGUUGUCACACCCACCGUCAUGGGGGCCGCAGCCACGGCCGCGAGCCCGGACCCGGUGUUGGGCCCUAUGUCUCGGGGUCUCACAGCAGAGGAGCGCAUGCGGCUGACACGCCUGACGGACGAUGAGCUCAUCGCGCUGGUUAACAGCGACCCAGACCUGGAUAAGGUGCUGUCAAGGCUGCUGGGUGAUAAGUGA